This is a messenger RNA of Microsporum canis CBS 113480, 1131 nucleotides long. RefSeq lists its product as uncharacterized. The coding region runs from base 1 to 1131 and encodes 376 amino acids. Lineage: Eukaryota; Fungi; Ascomycota; Eurotiomycetes; Onygenales; Arthrodermataceae. The transcript is spliced from 2 exons. The record is from RefSeq and is a predicted model, not a curated record.
AUGCCUAAAUUCAGCCAGUGGAUUCGAAAGAUAACCCAGCGCGGCCAUUCAGACCAGCAGGGCGAGAGGUCUUCACACAAUGCUCCACCGCGUCGUCGUUUGCGAAGGCCUCGGACGCCUUUGAUACCGAUCCUCCCUACUGACCGCAGAGCGCUGUCGUUUUUAUACGAUUCCAGCGCGUCAGACGAUGAGUGGGCGACAGAGAACAGCCUCUUCUUCCUGCGUUUGCCGCCAGAGAUCCGCCGGAUGGUAUACAUUGCUCUGUUUGGAUCAAGAACGAUACAUAUGAGUCUUCACUACACCACCUCAAUUGUUGCUGGAAAAGCCCAUGCCCGCUUGGACACGAUUAAGCGGACAGAUGAUCCUAAUCUCCAGUGGAGGUGGUGGCAUUGUGUCUGUCAUAGAUACAGGAACCUCCCCUUUUGGAACGACCGUUGCUCUCUGCCACAGUACACCUCUUGUCGUGCUCAUUAUGGAGAUCACUCAAGCUGCUUCAUUGGAGUACUGGAGUGGCUGCUGACAUCUCGUCGAUGUUAUACAGAAGCGAUGCCGGUUCUCUACCACACCAAUACAUUCAUCGUCAACGACGAAUUCUACGAUGGCCUCAUAUUCAAGCUGCCUAACCUAAUCCCAGCGCACCAUCUCAGAGGGGUUACCUCGCUUGAACUAACAUCUAGAAUCAUCCCCAGCGGUGACGCAGUUGAUGUCGGAGACCAUGCUGCACUGGUUUCGUUUAUUUGUUCUUUCUUCCCCCAGCUACGUUGCCUACGUCUACACAUAAAGAGAGGUGGUAGGUUUAUAGAACGGAAUGCUCACGAUGUAUUCCCUUGGACCAUGCCGGGGGUAGAAGGCUACCCUCUUGUAAGCGCUGCAAUUUUCUACACCACAGACCAGCUGGUACAUCAUUAUUCAACCCAGUUGAAGUGCCUGGAGGUUGCUUUGGAUAAAUACAUCUAUACGAGAGUCCUGAUGGUUCAACCCGAGGAAGUGAUCAAAACAGAGGAGAUACAUCCAAGACAAUCAUGGCGCAGGUUCUGGCGAACGGUCAUCACCCACGAUGGACUAAAUCUAGGCUACUACGUUAUAGAAGCGGAGGACCAGGUUCUUAUUCCGAUAGACACAUGCUUAUAG